Messenger RNA from Opisthorchis viverrini, 252 nucleotides. RefSeq lists its product as hypothetical. The transcript is spliced from 4 exons. The record is from RefSeq and is a predicted model, not a curated record. Bases 1 to 252 code for a protein of 83 amino acids. NCBI's taxonomy places the organism in Eukaryota, Metazoa, Platyhelminthes, Trematoda, Opisthorchiida, Opisthorchiidae.
AUGACCGCCGGCGACCUAAACAGACACAGUCACCACUCGUCAGUGGUGAUAUUCGUCCAAUCAGUCCCUGACAAACUGGAAGAAUGUGGUGUACAGUUUCCACGAAAAUCAAACAAGUGCACCACUAGCGGGCAAGACGAGAUGGGUAAGAACCGAGCCGCAUGUUUCCAUAAACAAACAGUCAGUGUGCAGCAACCUAUGUUGGCGCCGCAGGGUGAGAUAGAUAUGAAUACAAAUUCUCUAAACCCCUGA